AGAAAAUCAUUCCUCUCACUGAGAUAUUUUACACAAAAGCUCAUCAAAAAUAUAAUUUUGUGCCUAAUUUUAGGUAAAAUGUCGCGGACGCUCCAGGAGAUUAUUCGUAACAAUCCAUUUUCUUCUCCAUUUUCUUCUCAGCGCAACGACGAUGGUUUGAAAGUCAACCAAUUCCGAUCGCUGGCCGCCCUUUCGGCAGACACCAGCGGCGCCCCAGCAGAAGAAUAUUCUUGUGAGUAUGCCUCGAACAAAUUUUUUGCGCUCUGUGGUCUUGGUGGUAUCGUCAGUUGUGGUGUCACCCACACCAUGAUCGUGCCAUUGGAUCUGGUCAAGUGCAGGAUUCAGGUGGACCGAGCAAAAUAUGGCAACAUCAUCAAUGGGUUCAAGGUGACUUUGAGGGAAUCAGGAGUUAGGGAAUUAGGGAAAGGAUGGGCUCCAACUUUCUUCGGUUACUCCAUGCAGGGUUGUUUCAAGUUUGGCUUGUAUGAGGUCUUCAAGCAUAUCUAUGCUGAUCUCGUUGGAGAGGAAAAUGCAUUCUUAUGGAGGACCACCCUCUACCUAGCAGCAUCUGCAUCGGCUGAAUUUUUUGCCGACAUCGCUCUCUGCCCCAUGGAGGCAGUCAAGGUAAGAAUUCAAACUCAGCCCGGGUUUGCGGUGACCCUAAGAGAGGGACUGCCAAAGUUCAUUAAAGAGGAAGGUGUUACGGGGUUGUACAAGGGUUUGAUACCACUGUGGGGUAGGCAGAUCCCGUACACGAUGAUGAAGUUUGCCUGCUUCGAGAGGACGGUUGAGGCUUUGUACAAGUUCGUCGUUCCCAAGCCGAGGUCCGACUGCACGAAGGCUGAACAGCUAAUGGUGACUUUCGUGGCUGGUUACAUUGCUGGUGUGUUUUGUGCCAUUGUGAGUCACCCAGCCGACACCAUCGUCUCCAUCCUCAACAAACAAAAGGGAAGCACUUUCAUCGGAGUCGCUAAGAAUCUCGGUUUCAGAGCAAUGUGGAAUGGUCUGUUCCCUCGUAUCAUCAUGAUCGGUACAUUAACUGCAGCCCAAUGGUUUAUCUACGAUUCAGUUAAGGUCUACUUCAAGUUGCCACGCCCACCACCUCCUGAGAUGCCUGAAUCUCUUAAGAAGAAGUUGGAGGCUGCAGCCAAUAAUUGAAUGAAUAAUUAGAUGAAUGAAUUUGAUUGGUUAUGAUGAUUUGGAGAUUCUUGAUUUUGAUUGGUCGAUUUGGUGACAAGUUUUUUUCAUAAGUUGGUCGGUUCAUAAUAAUUGAUUUUAGUUAAAUGAUUGAUUGAUUGACGAAGGAAUUUUUGAUUGGUUGGUUGAUCCACUAUGAUUGAUUUUGAUCAGCUGAUUGAUUGAUCAUUAAAUCAUUAAAACACUUUUGCCGACGUGGAAGUUAAUUGAUUGAUUUAUUGAUUGAUUAAGAUGAGAAUUGUAAUGUGGUAGAUUGAUCAAUUUAAUUUGUUCAACUGACGAAAGUUUUUGGUCAGUUUGUUGAACGUUUGAUUGAUUAAUUGGUCAGUUUAAUCUCAUUGAUUGAUGGAUUGAUCGGUCAGUUGUUUAGAUGUCUCCUCAUUAUUAUUAUUAUUAUUUAUAUUUCGUCGUUUUGAUAGCUGCUGUCAUGAUCAUAGCAACAUAAAAUUAAUUGUGAUGAUGACGAUGAUGAAAUCGAUUAUUAUUCUAAAUUAUAAUUCUCGAUAAUAUUAUUAUAGUUAUAAUUUUUACCGUCUAUUGUAAGGUACGUUUUUUUAAUUAUUAUUCAGUAUUUUAUUUUAUAUUUGUUGAAAGAUUAUUUUUCUUACGCUUUUCACAGAUAAUGUUUGUAGGGAGAAUUCGUUGAAUACUUUUAUUAUUUACUGCUACUACUACAAUUUUACUACGACUACUACUGCUUAAUAUUGUCAGUAAUUUUACUAACAACGGGAAUUACACUAUCAAUAAAUGGUUUUGAUCGAUUGGUUGAUCAAUUGUUUGAUUGAUCAAUCGAUUGAUAAUGUCCUUGUUAUGAUGGUAUUAGCGAUUGAUGUAGUGACUAUCAGUAUAGAAGGUAGUAGUACUAGCACUAUAUUAUAAUUAUUUUCGUAGGAGAUUUUUAUAACCAACCAUAAUAAAUGUUACUUAUUUAAUCAUAUUUCCUUUGUUAUAUCUCAUUUUAUUCACUAUAAGUUCAUUCAUUUUGUUAGUGUUUUUUUUUAGUUUACCGUGUUAAGGAUUGUUUAUGGAUAAAUGUCUGGAGCGUCAUUUGAAGAAAUAGAUUUUCUCUCUUGG
This is a messenger RNA of Helobdella robusta, 2271 nucleotides long. RefSeq lists its product as hypothetical. Gene Ontology annotation, cellular component: mitochondrial inner membrane. The record is from RefSeq and is a predicted model, not a curated record. The coding region runs from base 79 to 1158 and encodes 359 amino acids. Gene Ontology annotation, molecular function: phosphate transmembrane transporter activity. Gene Ontology annotation, biological process: mitochondrial phosphate ion transmembrane transport. The transcript is spliced from 12 exons. NCBI's taxonomy places the organism in Eukaryota, Metazoa, Annelida, Clitellata, Rhynchobdellida, Glossiphoniidae.